UUUGUUGCUUCACAAAAUUUCACAUACUUCAAGGUCCAGAUAAAUGCAUAUAACUGAGAUUUCUUCAACAAGAAUGGCAGGCUAUCCUGCUGCGGCUUGUGAAACAUCAUAUGCUAGAAACACAGAUGAACCAAACCAUGAAGAUGGUUGUGAGCAUUUAUCUGAGGAAGAGAAGCUUGCUGCAGAAGAGAGUCUUUCAAUUUAUUGCAAGCCUGUAGAGUUCUACAACAUUCUUCAACAUCGAAUGCCAUUAUUCCUUUCAAGAUGUUUAGACUACAGGAAAAAGGCGAAGAACAAGAAGAGGAUACUAAUGACAGUUUCAUUGUCAUGGAAAGAUGAUGAAACUCAGUCUUUGUUUCCUUUAUGCAUUUGUAUGGCAAGGCUCCAUCCUAUUGGUGAAGAUGAAGAGGAAGAAAAGUAUUCUGCUGUUUAUCAAACCAAUCAGAUAUUCACAUUUCGAGGUUCCUCUGAAAUUGAUGGGAAUGGAAAUACUCAAGUCAAGGCAAACUUUAUGCUCCCUGAAAAUGAAAAGUUAGCCAAGAAGGCGGAAUCUGGCAAAUUUUUUAUCUUGGUUUAUGGGAAAAACCCAAAUUCAGCAUCUGGAGCCAAUGCAAGUGUGAUGCCUUUGGAUGUGGCUUUUAUUGAAUCAAGAACUGGAGAGAGCUUCUUAUUUGGGAAGUUAUGCUUACAAUCAAUUUAUGCGGUUUGUUGUUGUAAUCCAAAUUUUAGUUUGGGGCAGCAAACUGAGAUCAUGUCUGCUAUUGAUUUGCUUCCAUGUAUUUUGGAGUGUGGUGUUCAAGGAAAGGACAAGAGCAUCUCAAUUCAAAAGCCUAGUAAUUCUGAGGAUGAGGUUUGUUCUAGCAUCAAUAUCAUUUACCCACUAAGCAAAAACUUCACCACAACAGACUUAAGUAUUUUAAAGCGACUUCAAAUCUCAAUUUCUGCUAAAGGAUUUGGAGCUGAGGAGAAAUCUCCCUACCAUAUACAUGCAAGCAGCGAUGUAGCAUCGUCAUCAUCAUCCCGUAACAUUCGGUUGAAAGAAGGAAUUGUCACAUUCAAUUACAGGUAUUACAAUGAUAAGUUGAGGAGAACUGAAGUUACUGAAGAUUUCUGCUGUCCAUUCUGUUUAGUGAAGUGUGCAAGUUAUAAGGGAGUGAGGUGUCACCUGCUAUCAUCUCAUGAUCUUUUUAACUUUGAAUUUUCGGCAUCAGAGGAUUGUCCUGAUGUACAUGUGUCUGUCAAAAGUGAUAGCUGGAGACCAGAGAUUGUUGCAGAUGGUGUUGAUCCAAGAGUACAAACUUUUUUCUUCUGUGCCAAGCCAUUCAAGCGCAGAGAACCAAAGAAAACAUCUCUUAGAUCAAUUAGUAGAAAUAAGACAGACCAACUGCUCACCGAUCCUGAAGUUCCUGCAGGAGAUACUGAGCUUUUGGAGCAAGCUGAGGGUUCAACUGCAAUUAUUUUACAUCCUGGUUUGGAUUGUGUUGCACCCAUAUCUGAGCAUGAUCAAGGGACUUCUGCAAUGGAUGUUGACAAGGAAGGUGUUUCAAAUGCAAUUAUUUUACAUCCUAAUCAGGAUGAUGUCUCACCAAUAUCUGAGCAUGAUCAUGGGACCCCUGCAGAGCAACAGGUUGACAAGAAAGGGAAGUUACCACUUGUGCAAUAUGACCCACAAAUCAUUGCCAAAUUGGAGAAGCGAAAGUUUCAUCACUCUCGCACAUACCAGCCUAUGGCCCUGGAAGAAGUACUAUCAGAUCAUGACAGUGAAGAUGAAAUGUAUGAUGACAUAGGUACAGAGAUUUUAGAUCGAAGGUUGCUUAAUACUAUUGAAGUGAGUGAUGAUGCAAAGCAAUUCAUGUAUAUGUGGAACAUAUUUGCUCGGAAACAUCGUGUGCUGGCAGAUGGUCACAUUCAUUGGGCAUAUGAAGCUUUCACAAGAUUUCAUUGCAAAGAGCUUGCCCAAUCCUCCAUGUUAACUUGGAAUUGGAGAUUAUUUAUGAUCAAACUAUGGAAUCAAGGUCUUCUAGAUGCUAAGACCAUCAAUAAAUGUGGCAUUAUUCUUCAAGAAUACCAGAAGCAGAAUUCAGGUCCCAAAAACUAAAGAAAAUUCAGUUUUUUUUUUAAUCCCUUAAAAAUAAAAUAAACAACAGAUGGCACAGAAAAAGACUUCGUGACAAGGUGCAUUUUGCUGCCAUUGCUUUGUGGAAGUUUCUUAUUUUCAAUGUGUCUUUGUUAUAUACAUUUAUUUACUUCA
This is a messenger RNA of Abrus precatorius (Indian licorice), 2251 nucleotides long. RefSeq names its product polycomb group protein EMBRYONIC FLOWER 2-like. The transcript has 22 exons. Gene Ontology annotation, cellular component: nucleus. Gene Ontology annotation, molecular function: chromatin DNA binding. The record is from RefSeq and is a predicted model, not a curated record. NCBI's taxonomy places the organism in Eukaryota, Viridiplantae, Streptophyta, Magnoliopsida, Fabales, Fabaceae. Bases 44 to 2098 code for a protein of 684 amino acids.